Messenger RNA from Alosa alosa (allis shad), 6107 nucleotides. RefSeq names its product striatin, calmodulin binding protein (gene strn). Gene Ontology annotation, molecular function: calmodulin binding; protein-containing complex binding; armadillo repeat domain binding. Gene Ontology annotation, cellular component: dendrite. NCBI's taxonomy places the organism in Eukaryota, Metazoa, Chordata, Actinopteri, Clupeiformes, Clupeidae. The record is from RefSeq and is a predicted model, not a curated record.
ACCAGACAUGAGUUUGCAUGCUCAGCACCAGAAGAGAGAGCUGCGAGAAGCGUGAUACAUUGUCCAUUUUGUGCACAUAGACGGAUAUACACCAAAGUGACAGGGGAGAAAAUAGGCGACACAACUGGGCAUUGAGACCCCCCGAACCUGGCCUGGCCAUGGACGAUCAGGCAGGGCCCGGAGUGUUCUUCAACAAUAACAACAACUCGUUGAUAGCCAGCGUCGUCGGUGGGAAAGCACCACAAACCGGCGACGGCGGGGGCGGUGAGGCGGCUAGGGCGCAGUACAGUAUUCCGGGGAUACUGCACUUUCUGCAGCACGAAUGGGCCCGGUUUGAGGUCGAAAGAGCGCAAUGGGAAGUGGAACGGGCAGAAUUGCAGGCUCAGAUCGCCUUUCUGCAGGGAGAGAGGAAGGGCCAGGAGAAUCUGAAGAAGGACCUGGUGAGGAGAAUCAAGAUGCUGGAGUACGCCCUCAAACAGGAGAGAGCAAAAUAUCAUAAACUCAAGUAUGGCACGGAGCUGAACCAGGGUGAUAUGAGGCCUCCCAGCUAUGACUCAGAUGAAGGGAAUGACACAGAGCUUCCGGAACCCUCAAAUAGCCAGCUGAGCUGGAAGCAGGGACGCCAGCUGCUGAGACAGUACCUGCAGGAGGUAGGCUACACGGACACCAUCUUGGAUGUAAAGUCCCAGCGGGUUCGUGCUCUACUUGGUUUGACCGGGGACGCCGGGACAGCCGAGCGGACGGCCGAUCGCUGCGCCGACAGCAUGGUGAAUGGCACCGAGCCCUCCUCCCCCAAAGAGGGCGCCAAAAUGGGGAAGCUAGAGAUGUCCGACUCUGCCACAGUGCUGGAGGCCUUUAAGUUCAUUGAGAGUGCGGCGGCCGAGUUCAGCGACGACGAUGAGGAUGAGGACAGCGAGGGCCGAGAGAAAACCAUCAUGGACCUGGCCACGAUGGUGAGGAAGAAAGCGGCGGCGUCUCCGUCCCCCUCCUCCUCCUCGCCGUCCUCGUCCGCGGACCUGAGCGACGACCCCGACACGGAGGAGGCCAUGAAGGGCUUCGACUUCCUUGCCAGCGCCGACGAGGCCGACGGAGCGGCCGACCCCACCGGCGCCGACUGGGAGAAGGAUGAGCAGAGUCCAGGGGAGGCCUGGGAGGUGGACCAGGGCCUGAUCACGCGACUGAAGGAACAGUACAGGAAGGAGCGCAAGGGCAAGAAGGGGGUCAAGAGGCCUAACCGCUCUAAGCUGCAGGACAUGCUGGCUAACCUGCGGGAUGCUGAGGACCUGCCCUCCAUGCAGCCCCCGGUCAACCCCUCCCGGCCCCCCAUCCCACGCCUCAAUGAGCACGAGCUGGGACGCACCGACGAAGUGGAGGCCAUGACGUUCCCUCCGUCCUCAGGCAAGUCGUUCAUCCUGGGCCCAGACGAGGGGCCGCAGAGUGAGCUGGUUCUGGGCGAACUGGCCGGCCUCACCGUGGCCAAUGAGGCCGAGAGCCUCGCCUACGACCAGAUGUCCAGCAGUCAGGACCUGCGUAAGACGUGGAACCCCAAGUUCACGCUGCGGAGCCACUUUGACUCGGUGCGCGCGCUGGCCUUCCACCCCAUCGAGCCCGUGCUGCACAGUCCGCCUCCGAGGGACCACCGCGGCUCCAGAUAAUGGAACCUGCAGAAAGACCAGCCCCACCGCAGGUGUGCUGCUCUUGAUGUGGAGCCCAUCUAUACUUUCAGAGCACACAGGGGUGCAGUUCUGUGUGUGGUGAUGAGUUCUAGUGGAGAACAGUGCUUCAGCGGUGGAAUAGACGGAACCAUUCAGAGCUGGAACACGCCCAACCCCAACAUCGACCCCUACGACUCGUAUGAAGCGUCGGUGUUGCGUGGCGCUCUGUGUGGCCACCCCAGAGGAUUGUGGGUUAGUGGCAUUGGUGCAGUCGCGGUCCACCACGGCUGCUCUCCUGCUCGACCCGGCCCGGCUUUUCGUCUGUGCUGGGGUGUUUGUUUGUUGGUUUGUUUGUUUGUUUGUUUGUGCGCAGACAUGGGUAUCCCCUCCUCGGUUGACCUGGUUUGUAGUGAGCCUGCCCACAUGGUGGCGGCGUUCGACAGCGGUCAGAUCGGCAUCUACAACAUGGAGACUCAGCAGCUCCUGCUCAAACUGGACACUGAGACGGCAGGCGAAAGUGAUGUCUCCUUUCACAUAAAUAAAGUGCUCAGUCACCCCACGUUGCCCAUCACCAUCACUGCCCAGGAAGACCGACACAUCCGUUUCUACGACAACAACACAGGUAAGCUCAUCCACUCGAUGGUUGCCCACCUGGAUGCAGUGACCAGUCUGGCAGUGGACCCCAAUGGCCUGUACCUCAUGUCCGGCAGUCACGACUGCUCAGUGCGCCUGUGGAACAUGGACAGCAAGACAUGCAUCCAGGAAUUCACCGCACACCGCAAGAAGGAGGAGGAGUCCAUCCACGCCGUGGCGUUCCAUCCCACCAAGUGCUUCAUCGGGAGCGCAGGGGCUGACGCUCUCGCCAAAGUCUUCGUAUGACCACACACACACACACACACACACACACACACACACACACACCCCUACCGACCUGCUGAGGACAGGCUGCUGGGCGGCUCCAGGGAACGAGGUGGAGGACUGGCUCAGCGGUCAGACAAGACGGACUGAAGUGAGCUGCUUUCUGGAAUGGAAUGGAGUGGGACGCGCAGCUUUAGACACGUUCACGUGUCCACCGCACACACACACACACACACACACACACACACACAUACACACGCACAGGCAGGCAUCUACACACACACAUACAUACACACAGGCAUCUACUUACACACACACACACACACACACAUACACACUGGCAUUGAUGCCUUUUUACACUCCAUGUCCUUUCGUGUUUGAGUUUCAUCUGAAACACACACACACACACACACACACACACACACACACACACACACACACACACACACACACACACACACACACACACACACACACACACACCUCAUCCAGGCAGGCCUGGCUGGCUCAAUGGAUUCUGAACUCUUCCUCCUCCUCAAAUCAGCAGAGACCCUCCUCAGACUCAACACCCUCAUGCAUGGACUCCAGGCUCUGACGAUGGAUGUGUGUGUGUGUCUGAUCUUUCUCUCUCUCUCUCUCUCUCUCUCUCUCUCUCUCUCUCACACUCUCUCUCUAUCUUUCUCUCUCUCUCUUUCUCUCUCUCUCUCACACUCUCUCUCUCACACACACACACACAGAAGGUGUUCUGGGACAGAAUACAUGAUAAGCAAACUUGUGGACACUCCUGCACACACACACACACAUACACACCUCCUCCUGUUUCUCUCCUCACACCCCUUCUUCUCCACCCAGCGGUGGCAGUUGAGGCCAGACUGGCAUUGUCUUAACAACUUCUCCACCUCAUGAUGAGUCCCAGGUUGCCCACUUCCUGUUUGUAUGUUAGUUUGUUUGUUUGUUACUUUGUUGCUAUAGAUUCUAUAGUUUUCCAUACUACCAACACCAUGGAAUCUUGGAGAUCUUUGAUACUCUCAGACCCUAACAUCUACCGCACCCAGUCGGAUCUGUUUGGGAUGGUGGUGAUUUGGCGGUGCUGGAGGUGAUUUGGCGGUGGUGGGGCUAUUUGUGUGAUGUUUUAUGACUUACGUGCCUUUGCAUCACAGCUAUGUCCCAUGAGUUCAUUGGUGGGCGUAUAGAAAUGUCUUUUUUAUUUAAAUUGUAUUAUUAUUAUUAUUUUCGGAAGGCUACUUCAAAUAUUUCCACAUGCUUAAAUUCAAUUUGCAUAUGACGAUGAUUGACAGCUAAACAUAAAUCUCGAUGUGGAUAUUUAACAAAAAAACAAAACACAAAACCUCUGUCUUCUCCGUGUCAUCUGCAGAUGUUUUUCCACAAUUGCAUUUAAAUGUGUGAGAUGCCGUCAAAAGAGAGCAUGUGCAUGACAUACAUGACUUUACAAAAGGCAGUUGUUAAGCGGUUUGACCGAUCUUCUCCUACCUAACCAGUCAGAUACUCCCGAUUGACCUCUACUUUGCUAAAAGCAGCUUGUUCAACAAAAAUGCCAUCGCUCACGCACAGUUCUAGUUCAACCCUUGAUUUGGAUGAACUGCCUUUAAUUUUCUUUUCAAGUUAUGCAGGAUUUUUUUUUUCUGUUUGUUAGAUGCUUAUUGCAUUUUGAAGGAUGUUUUCUGCACUAUGCGUUUAUGUACAUUUCUCUACUUUAGCUAUUUCAGCCAAAAAAAACCACAUUGAGUUGUUUAACCAGUCAACAGCGCCCGCUCAAAGCUUCAAGCUGCUGAAUUAUUUCCUUUGAUUCAACGCUUCUUUGCUGACAUUUACGUUACGGUCUGCUGUCUCCAGAGAAGGAGGUCUUUUGGAGGAUAAGAUGUCUUGAUGUCCUUUCGUUUUAUUUUUUUUGGUCUUAACUCUUAGAAUCCGUUGCACUUAAGAGGUGCACUCAUAAAGAAGAACAAACGUAUGCCCUUGACUAAAAGGGAAUGAUUACGUUUCUAUAUGUUCUAUAUGAAAUAAUUAUUUUGAAAAUUAUAUAUAUUUUCUAAUAACUAUAAUUGGGUUGUGAUUGUUUUUAUUUGUGUUGAUGUUUUUGUUUCUGUGAUUUUACUUGAAAACGAGGUGUCAGUCCUCUUUAAAGCCUAUAACUACUCACUCCAAAGAUGGAGUGCUGUCUUAUCAAGACUCGUCUUAUGGAAUGCCUUCGCGGUGAGUUAGGCUGAGCGAUCGAACUUACUUAAUAUGGCUGUCAAAAAUUCACUCCACUCACUUUUAUUUGUCUUGUUCGGUUUUCCUCCAGAUUUUGUUUGACGGUCAGCAGUUUUGGAAACAAAAUCUGGAUGUCAGACGUACAAAGGCAUUUUGUAUCAAUUUUUUUUUUUUUUUUUUUUUUUUUUUUUGCUAGAAUAUCUUUUCCAGUUACAGUUCUGUAAAAAAAGAGAAAAAGUUGAUUUUCUUUUUUGUUUUUCAUACUCAAGGCUCUUAACUAUGCUGAUACAUCAGCAUGAAGGGAAAAAAUCAAUGGCUGUCUACCAAAUUCAGUGAUCUUGAAAUGUGUGGUUUUGAAGCCUCUAUACACUACAAGUUCAAGGCAAAGUGAAAUAACUGACUUUAAAAGUGUAUGCUUGUGUAAACUACAAUAAGAAGUCAUUUUCACAUGAUUUUUUUGAUUGGGUUGUGGUAGUAAUUUCCAGUCAAGAACGUGAAAUAGGCUAUCAAAUAGAAUAUGUAUAGUUCAACAGAAACAUCUAUUUAUAACUUCAGAAAACGAUGUACAUUGAAUCGUGACUAUAUAUUUUUAUUAUUAUUUGACGUGUGAUGGAGUCAGUUUAGUUCACUAUAAUGUUGCGCUCGUAGUGAUUAAAAACAUGCAAGUUUCAGUGACCUCUUGUUACUUAUUAACACUUGGGAUGAUAGCUCCCUCUGCUGGUCAGAAAGGGGAAGUGUAAACGACAGGAGUGGCGACGUGCUUUGCUCUGAUAGUAGAUACAGUUCAAUGUUAUUGACCGAGUCUUUUUAACCAAGUGUGUUUAUUGCUUACAGACGUUUUGAAGUGAUGCACAGAAGUGGUAGGCCUACUGAUGAGUGGAGUUCAGAUUAUUGUUAUCGAGGGAAAGCAACUGAUAUGUGUGUGUGUGUUUUUUAUAUAUAUAUAUAUAUAUAUAUAUAUAUGUAUAUGCGCAUACACACACAAGAGCAAAGAGGGUCUCUCUCUACAGUCACUUUGGAAGUUUUGACUGGUGGUGUUGCAUGCAAGCACUACAGACAUAUAUACAGACCGGUUUGUGUACAAAUAACAAUUCAAUUAAGGAAUCAGUUAAACAACUAACAAACAUCUGGUGUAGACCAGAUACGCAUCUAAAGGGAAGGUCAGUAUGCUUUUUUGUAAUUCAUGGUCGUGUAAGAAAGUUCAGGGAGACCAUGUCAAGUUGGGUCAAAAAAAAAGAUUUUUUUUGUGUACAUAUUUUAUUGUAAUAAUAAUUGUUAUUAUAGUGUCUUCUUUUUCAUCAUUAUGUAUCAUGCUCUUUUUUCUGAGACGGGAGAGUGACAUUUAUCGAUAACAACAAUAAAAGAACCUGUUGUAUUUCA